Entelurus aequoreus (snake pipefish) is the source of this 7921-nucleotide messenger RNA. It is a transcript of the gene lifra, whose product is annotated as LIF receptor subunit alpha a. The transcript has 18 exons. Gene Ontology annotation, molecular function: protein binding. The record is from RefSeq and is a predicted model, not a curated record. Lineage: Eukaryota; Metazoa; Chordata; Actinopteri; Syngnathiformes; Syngnathidae. The coding region runs from base 200 to 3136 and encodes 978 amino acids.
UUUGCGCUCUUCAGACAGCACGACUCUGUAUAACCCAUCACGUCAUUAGAAAUCACCUCUACAGACGUCUUUACUCUCUGGAUUACGCGAUUCACCAUCAAAACGCGACAUCUUAAAGGAUUUGAGUCCACUGAAGGGUCAUUUCCUGUCAGCAUGGUGCUGCUGUAGUGGAGAGGAACAUCACCACCAGUCACUCACCAUGCUUCAGUUACACACCAGCUGCAGGCCUGUCUGGCUCAUCUGUUCUCUCCUUGGCCUUUCCGUGGUACACACUCAGGCCCAAAAUGUCCUGACUGCACCCGAACAGGUGAGCCUGUCACCCAACAUGACAACGCAGCAAAUAUCCAUAUCAUGGCUGGGAGGCGGCUCUACAAUGUUUGACGUCAUGAUCCUCAGGACGGAACUCAAUGAAAGUGUCUUCUAUGACACGCUGCCUGUGACUGUAAAUCAGUCAACUGGUCGGUACGAGUGGAAUUGGACCUCAGCAGAACCUCUGGAAUGUACUUCGUUGUCUGUCCAAAUUCGCUCAAGAGAAGGGCAGACGACGAGUGAAUGGAGCGACACGCAUAUCCUCCAAGGAGAAGAUCUGCCCACCAAUAGGAAGUUCAAGAUGUACCCAGUGGACAGAGCUGUGGUUGCGGGGGACAGCACCACUUUCUGUUGCAUUGUGGAAGAAGGGCGGCACUUUGGUCGCGUAACUUACGGCAACACAGUCGUGAACGCCACCCGGCUCAGUCGGCGAAGUUACGGCUUCACAGUGGCCAACCAGUCGCCAUCCAACAGCUCCAGCUCGGGGACCAAUGUCGUCUGCUGGGACAGCGUUGACAAGAAUAAGCUGUCUGGAACCGUGGUCUUUGUUGGAUAUCCUCCACUGCUCAGUGAUUUUUUUUGUGAGACUCACGAUUUGACGUCAGCUGUGUGCCAGUGGAGGAGAGUGCGAGACACCAGAUUGUACGGCAGUAAGCGGCGAACAGUCUACUCACUAAACGACAGGGAAUGUGCGAAACAAACCAUUUCGGAACAGCCCAUUACUUGUAGCGUGGCGCAGUGGGAGGGCAACUGGACGCUGGAAGCUGUGAAUCCUUUGGGCCAGUACAGCAUGUCAGACUCUGCUGAAAUCCGGCACAGAGUGCGGCCAGUGGCACCUCAAAAUAUAAGCACUGUCGUCCGUGCAUGGAAUGCCACCAUGUUCUGGAAGUGGGAAUAUGACAGCUAUACUUCCCUGGCUCUGGUCUGCCAGGUAGAGCUCAGUUCUCAAGAUAAUAAAACAAAGCGCACCUUCACAGGCGUCGGCCUGAGAACGGUGAGUCUUCUGGACCUGUAUCCUGAUGAGGAUUACAGUGUUAGAGUACACUGUGGUGCCCAGAAAAAUUUCUGGAAGUGGGGAAACUGGAGUAAACCCUAUUCUUUCAGAACAAAUAUAGAUGUUCCAGCUGCUCUAGAUGUGUGGAUGCACAUCAACAAUGACAACACUGGUCUGAUUCUUUGGAAGCCUCUGACAGCAAGAGAAAGCCACGGUCAGCUUACAUCUUACGAGGUGACACUCUGGAGCCCAGAGGAGAACCUGCAGCACACUGAAACUCUUCCUCCAGACACCACCAUGCUGCCGAUCAACCUCACCCAAAUAACCGCUUUCAGCAAUGACAACGAGGUCAUGGCAAGUGUCAUCGCCAAAAACGCUGCAGGGGGCUCUCCACCUGAAAGUGUGGCUGUACCUCUACAUCUCACAGAUCAGCAUAAUAUUGCUGUGUCAAGGGUCGUUUAUAUGGACAGUGGUUUCCCCCUGGUCUGGCAGAAUGAUGGCAACACGAGCUGUGGUUAUGUAGUAGAAUGGCAUGACGCUUGCUGCCAGCGAGACUGCCCAGUGGAGUGGCUCAAACUGUCCACGGGAAACACAAAUGUCUCUAUUGAAUCAGCCAACUUCCAGCCGGGUGUGAGGUACAACAUCUCCCUGUUCACCUGCACAUUAGAGCUGUUGCAGCACUGGCAGGGCUUCACGCAAGAGCUGGUCCCGUCCAGGUCUGUCCCCAAACUACAAAUCAGUCAGCAGGACUCUGAUGUUAUCUUGACGUGGGGAAGCAUCCCUCUGGUCAGCAGGCGAGGAUACGUCCUGGGUUACAAUGUUUACAUGAGUAAUGACUCCCAGCUUGUGAAACUAGCCAAUCUAUUAGGACAAGGAAGCAGGAAGCACACAAUUAAAGGUCUCUCGGAGGGCCCAUAUAAAUUCACAGUCAAAGCCUAUACCUCAGCAGGCGAGGACACGGGCGCCACCAUCUCCAUCACUGUGGAGACCCUUGCUGAUUGGCUCAUCCUGGAAAUACUGGCCUCUCUGGGUCUCUCAACGUUAUUGUUAGCCAUUGUCACUGUUCUUUGCUAUAAGAAACGUAAAUGGGUAAAGACAGCAUUCUAUCCGGACAUCCCUCAGCCUAAACUGAACGAUGACUGGACCAGAACACAGGGACCACUGGAUGUGACGUCAUCUCCCCACAAUAUGAUCCAUGUUGAGGAAAAGCCAGAAUUCAACUCAAUGAAAGAAGUGCUUGUCGGCAUUCCAGAAGAGGACGAGGAGGAAGAGGAGCAGAUGAUACGAGACGAGCCGGUGGACACAGAUGAGCCCACUUCAUUAUGCUACUACAACCAGAUGAUUGAUGAACGUCCCAUAAGGCCACGUUUCCCGGACUCCUCUGAUUCUUCUGGGUCUUCACUGGACUCGGGUAACACUGAUGUAACUUACACAGGGAUCCAGACUUCAGCGUCAUCUUUGGUUUUCCCGACGGAUCAUCAGUGCGCCUCCGAAGGGCACCAGGUCGAAAUGUCUAUGGGUGGAGAUGGUUACCGCCCUCAGACGCAAACAACAGCAUCAAGCGACGAAGCACUUCUGACGCAUUCUCCCCAUGAGCCCCAAACUGCCAGCUCUGGGGGCUACAAACCCCAGAGCUCCUGGCAUUUGGACUCACCUGUGGAGUCUGGGGAACGGGAAUGCCUGGCACCUAACUUGGGGUCGCCCACCUCUGUGGCUUCCACCCAGUUCCUCCUCCCUUACGACGAGUCAGAGGAGCACCGAGAGGAGAAACAUCAGCAGUCGUCUUCUGCGACAAGCUGGUUCACCAACCUGCUGACCUCCACAAAACCAUGAUAUUCUCCACAAAACCAUGAUAUCCUCUCAUUGGUAGCUGCAACAGGUUGAGCUAACACUUUUACAUUCAUUACCAGUGACAUGCAGCAAACAAGCUUCACAGGACAAAAUAUAAUUUCCAUUUGGAUGUAGCAGUUUGCACUGUGACCACAGGUAUAUAAUAUGAACACACAGGGCCUGAUCUGCUAAGAUCCAAAUACCACGCGCAAAACAGCUUGUGCAAAUUCUAAAAUUGCAUGUACUAUUAGUGGGCGUGUUGCGUGUGAUCUAGUAAGACUUCGUAUGCAAUUGAAAAGUGGUGCAAACCGUCUUAUUUAAAGGAGGUUUUUGCGCGUACUACAAAGCUUUCACCAUGGAGACACUAAUUUAGUGCACAUUCAUGUUAUCAUGCUACCGGUCGCAUUUUGCUAUGUUUUAAAACAUGUAGCAGACCACUGUGUGCCACAUUUUCCUGCCGUUUUAGAAGCAGUCCUGCUGUGCGAUCUACAAUGAAACACACUUUUUUAGUGCACUGAAGGUGCGCUCAUGGGAGAGGCUGGCACUAACUGCCAGCGUGCACUAGAAUGUUACAGACGCAGGUAGAUUUAUAUUGCAAAAAGUUGUUUUCAUAUAAAUGAAAAAAAGCAAAAGUCACUAAAAAAAAACGCCAACCAAAACACAUCCAUUAAAUUUGUUUUAAUCAGUCCCUUAAAGCAUACUUGUCAACCCUGCCGAUUUUCCCGGGAGACUCCCGAAUUUCAGUGCCCCUCCCGAAAAUCUCCCGGGGCAACCAUUCUCCGGAAUUUCUCCCGAUUUCCACCCGGACAACAUAAUUGGGGGCGUGCCUUAAAGGCACUGCCUUUAGCGUUCUCUCUCACCUGAAAAGGAGACUAUUAUAUAUGUCUCCGUUAUCCAUAGGUUUAUCUAUAACCCAUAAAGUAGGCAGGCACGGAGCUAUUUCUCAGCGUGUGUUUAUUCCAGCCGGCACGUUAAUACACUGACACACAACAUCCGGAUUCCCAUCAUGCAUUGCUUCAAAACUACGGCAAGUAGUAAUGUCCAAAAACAUAACAGAGACGAAGCAGAAGAACGAAGAAGAGACAUGGCAACGACGAGUAAAAAGAAGAAGUACGCUUGCAAGUUCCAAAAUGAUUGGAAAAAAUAAUGUCAGUUCAUCCAGGACAGCUCGAAGGGGAAGGGGUAUGCUGCCCCCCCAUCUCCCAAAUUCAGGUUGGCAAGGUUGGCAAGGUUGCCUUAAAGAGGCCGUAUUAUGAUUUUUUUCUAGAUUUAAAACACUUCCUUGUGGUCUACAUAACAUUUAGUGGUGGUUCUUUGGUCAAAAUGUAGCACAGAUGAUGUUUUAUAGACAGUCUUCAAGCGGCUUACUGACCGUCUCUUCAGACUGUGCUGUUUUGCGGGUGGUCUUCGACUGAUUUUCCCCACGCUCACUUUGUUGUAGUUUUUAGCGCUUCCAUAUUGCUUCUACUGACAGGUAUAAGUUAAAACUAUACCCUACUUUCUAUUGGAAAUGGCAACAGCGGAGGUUGCAUGUACUUGCGCGAGCCAGUCUGCCUCACAACAGAACAGAGAAAAAUAAAUAACUUAUUGACUACAGCGUGGACUACAACGGCGGAAACACGCAAGGCAGUGGAUGUCACACACUGCUAAAACAUCACAAUAGGAGCAAAACUCCAAACAGCUCGUUUGUCGGAAGUAGUAAGGGAAGAAGGCAAUAUUAUUAAUAUCCCGGCAAUGCUUCCACAGUUUGAUUUCAAAUUUUCGGGACUUUAGAGAUCCCAAAUAGACCACAGCAGGUACCUAUAGAUAAGAAAAGUUGGUUUUGCAUAAUAGGGCCCUUUUUAGCCAUUCAACAGCUAUAAAAUUAUAAAAUUAUAUUGCUGAAUAGACAAUUAGUCUAAUAUUUUCAUUUUUGAUUAUCCAUAAAUGAUGACAAGCUUACAUCAUUUUUGCUGCAGCGCCUCCUUUCUCACAGCUAUUUCUGUGCAACCGCCAGUGUGCAUGCACAUUCAGACAGGCUAAAUAAAGACCGGUCCUGCAGAACAGUUUUAGUCUUGAUAAAUCACAUUGCAUAUGCUAAAUAAUUGUAUUUGCGUCUUCUCCUCCAAGUAUUGUGGCCGUUCUUAUGCUCAGAUCAGCAUAUAUUCUGCAUAUACUGUACAAAUAGACAGACAAGCUAACUGGAUUGCGCUCCCUAUUUUGCUCACUUAAGCGAUGCAAUCCUCUGCACAUAAGCUUACUAGGUCAGUUUUGCGUGCACUAUCGAGUUUGCACGUGUUUUAAUACACGCAAAUCUUUAGUAGAUCAGGCCCAUACUGUAUUUCCUCAUAGUGGCCAAGAACAUUUCUUUACCCAACCCCAGAGUACCAGUCAUUUUUUUGGGUUAAUACAUAAACUAAUGAUGUUUAAUCAUUUAUCAAUAUUAAAUAUUAUAUAUUUUAUUGAUGGUAGACACUACUUACUUUCUCUCCAAGCCCUGGUUAAUUGCUCUUUAAACUUCACGGUAAAAUUCAGCUUUACAGAUGCCACACCUGCUGUGCAGGCGGUGUGUGUUGUGGUAAAUGUGGCACAAAACGGUAUCAGACAUAAGUAAUCGCUGUCACUUUUUUUGGUGUUAUAAAGUAAGUGUCUAUUCAAAAUGAGGUGUUGAUUUACCCUGACGAUUAACUGAGUCACGGCAUACAGUAUGUCAGCGUGGAGGCCACUAUUUGAGGAAAUCUGGUGGCUUUGUGGGCAUUUAGCACUGGCGCAAUGUUGUCUUUCAAUGGUGCAGCUUUUAGUUUGUAUUUGGUUUUCUGCUACUCUUUGUUAUGUGAAUAAGAAUACGCUAAUGAAACUGAAAGUAAGAGCAUUUCAAAUCAAAAAUAUUUCCAGAUAAACACUACAAAGGAAAGUUUUUAUUUUUUAUUUUUUUAAUGUCUUGUUAUGUUGUCUUUGAGUGGCUCUCCCUGGAUGAGCUAUUGUUGCGAUCCGAUGCACUUUGUAAUGAGUCAUUAUUUUACACGCGAUCAAGAGGUGAUAUAUUUUAUGCUCUGGAAUUGUCUGGAUGAUGAUGACACUGAUGAUAUAAGCUAGAACAUGAACCCAUGUACUGAACAAAUCAUGUUAAUUUUAAAUGUUUACAUUUUUCUUUUAUCUUUAAUCUUUAGUUUCCAUGUACAUAUUUUACAGGCCAGUCUUUUUUUUUUUUAAAUUCAUGUCACAUGUACAAUGUUACCUGUUAAUGUACAAUUGUAAAUGCUUCCAUUAGUCACCUUUCCCACACUGCCUUGCUUCUUAAAUGUUCACUGUAGGGGGAACACUGUCCCACAGAGAACAGAACAUAAAUUUAUGAAGAUAUAGACACUACCAAUUAUGCAAUCUUUUUUUGGCAUCUCUAUAUUCCCCUCAUAAGGAUCCAGGAAUGUUGUUACGCUUUGAUUAUUAUUCAAUUGCAUCAGCGCAGUGGUUCCUAAACUUUUUUCACCAAGUAAGUACCACCUCAGAAAACACUUGGCUCUCCAAGUAUCAACAGUAAAAUACAGUAGCAUAGUAGGCCUAAAUGUUCAUUAAAACACAGUAGAGGUUUUGUAUGCAUACUUAAUAUGUUUGGCAACUGUAACAUUACACACAAUUUGAACAGUAACACUGUGUUGGAAUAUUUAAUGAAGUGAUUAUUUGGCGUGCCACAGUUUGGGAAUCACUGCAUUAGUGCAUAUAGUUGGAGUUUUUACAUAAUUUUAGAAGUCCUUCUGACUUCAUACUUGUGUUUCUCAGUGCCUUCAGCAGACAAGCUUUAAGUACAACUACUGUGACUACAAAAACGUGGAUGGAACUGGAUGAUGACAAUGCUGGUGGACUUUUCAGGCAGUCCUUUUUUGACUACUGAGACAAUAACCCCCUUCUCCUCCUCUGAGCAAUGCUGUUUUUGUUUUGCAGAAAUAUUGAUUGACUGGAUUUAAUCCAAAAGAUACAGUGGAUGGUCAAGCCAGUAAGAGAUCAUAUGAAAUAGAGGUUUUUAAAUCUGCUAAGCUAACUUCACUUAUGGUUAAAGGCAAAAUGAAUAUUUUUUUAGUUCUGCAUAAAAUAUGCUGCAUAAAAUAAUUUUUUCGUCAAAUUUGGGAGGCCUCAGCUGUAUUAUAUUCUUGGAAGGGAGGUCACACUUUUUAAAAAGCGUGAAAGACUGGAUAUAGUUUUAAGGAUUUAAACAUGGCCAAACGUUUGUUUUUCCAUUUUUAAAUCCAGGUAGGGUGUUUUUCUAGAGUUUAUGUUCAUUUGUGUUUACAGAUAUCGCUCUGUACGAAACUUUGCUGACACAGGAAAUGAUAUUGUUCAACUAACAGACUUACUUGUGACUUGUCAACUUCCCGAAGAAUCGAAAUGUUUGCAUUGAUGGUUGAAAAUAUUGUGAUCUUGUCUUCCGAUGAUGGUUUAUUUUUUAGCCGCUAUCACAGCAUUGUGACAUUCAUAUAUCAGGGUAUGCACAGACACACACACACACUCCCUGAUUUGUAAACGCAUGCUGCAAAAACCUUAUCCCUUGUGAUUUUUCGAAGCUUUAAAACUAACUAACUAAUGCAGUGCAUGACUAUGACUAAAUGUGCGCCAAUAAAUGCUUUAAAUGCUUACGAUAUUGCAUAGAUUAGUCAUUCUUGUAUCAUAGUCGUCAUUCCUAAUGAACGAGGCUGUGUGUUUCUUCUGAACCAAUGCUCAAUGUUAACACUAAUAACUAACCGAAAUAUUACUGAUGUAAACAAUAAAAACGAAUUUGUCUGGCCACGUGUUUGUGUUAUUCCCUCUGUUUUUUUA